AUGGGUCUGAAAAAGUGGCUGGGACUCGACGUCUCGGCGUCGCAACCCGCGGGACACAACGCCAAGGGCGACGAGGUGGAGGAGCCGCUCGUCUUCGGCAUCCCACAGCGACAGCAACAACAGCACCCGCAGCAGCAGCGGCGGGAGCAGAUACGCCAACAGCGAGCGGAGAACCACCGCCGCCACACGGCGUGGGAGGCGCAGCAGCGUCAACAAAGCCGCUCCCCCACGUUCGCACCGACGCGCCGCAGUGCGCCGCUGCAGAGCCGGCCUGAUGCCUACGCGCCCACCGUCUACAGCCAACAGGAGCGCCGCUUCUCCACCGCGUCGACUGACCGCUAUGUGGACGCGCGAUACGACAACGACACGAUGUCCACGAUGGUGACGGCCAUGCAGUCUCCGCCGCCGCCUCAGCUGCUUGACUCGGACUCGGAGGACUCGGACGUCUCCAUCGGAGCAGACGACGACGACGAUUUUGCAGCGGAUAUGCCGUCCCCAGCGCUGACGACCAGGUCGGCUCGCUCGAAGACCACGACCGCUGCGUCGCCGAUGGGCUCGCUGGCGUCCACGCCGCAGCGCAACAGUGUCAAGGACAGCUUCCGCUUCUCGUGGAUGAACGUGCUCGGCCAGUCGACGAACUCGGAGAUGGGGCAGAACGCCAUGGCUCAAGUUGCUGAGGAAGAGGAAGCGGCUGAAGCGGCGGGACGCAGCAACAGAGCGGAAGGACAACCGCCUCGCAACACUGCGCACAACCCCGAUGUGGCCUUGCGGCCCCAAGACGACGAGAUGGGCGUGGUGAUGCAAGGCUGGCUGGAGAAGUGUGGCCAGCAGUUCAAGACGUGGAACUGGCGCUUCUUCGUGCUGCGGAACGACGGCGUGUUGUCCUAUUACGCCGAUGAGACUCUCAAGAAGCUGAAGGGUUCGAUGGACAUCGGAUACGGCUCCAAGGCGGACGUGUCAGUGCAAGCCAACGCCAUGGAGAAGAAGUUUGUGUUUAUGAUCUCUACGCCGCAGCGCAACCUCAUGAUCUCGGCGCCGUCGGAGCGCAUGAUGACCAAGUGGAUCGCUCGCCUGCAUGCGGCUGGGGCCGUGCCUACCCAGCCGUGGGACCCAUUGCGCAAGACGGUGAAGUUCUACGUGCGCGACACGGAGUGCAACCACGAGUGGAAGCGCUACGACGACCCAACGUCCUACAUUCACAUGGAGGGCUGUCUGUUGAAACGCGGCCAUGUCAACAAGAACUGGAAGAACCGCUUCUUCCGGAUUGAAAAGGGCGAGCUGAGGUACUACACGGAGAACCAGAGCGAGCUGAAGGGCUCGGUGCCGCUGAAGGACACGAUCGUGAGUCCGGGCAUGGCGCAGUGCCCCGACGGCCGGAAAUACUACUUCGUGCUGACGUCCAAGGACGGCAAGUUCGAGAUGCACUUGAACGCGCUGAACGAGUCAUCCAUGCAUCUCUGGAUCGAGGCUCUGCAAGAAGCGCAGACGGCACUCGGCAGAAUGGCGGGCAAGAAGGGUACGGUGGCGGGCUUGGCACUCGUGGUCAAGCGCGCCGAGGAGAUCCCACUGGGCAAGAUUGGCGUGCUCUUCAGGCGCCCGGAGGACAUUGACAUCGAGAUGCAGAAGCGCACCGAGGCGCUCAUCGUGGCGUCAAGCCCGAGAAACCGCGGCGUUUCCGUAGGUAGCCAGCUUAUCUCCGUCGAAGGCCGCAGUAUUCUUCGCGAGACGUACGCCGAGGCGCGCAAGAUCCUGCGUGCGUCGUCGUUCCCGCUGCGGCUCGAGUUCCUGCUGCCGCCGUACAAGCGCGGCGUCCUGAUCAAGAAGUCCCGCUCGGGCUUCGAAAACUGGAAGAGGCGCGUGGUCAUCGUGACGAACGGUGAGAUCCACUACUACAAGGAGGUAUCGUCGUUCAGCAACGGCAAACGAGCCCCGGCCGAGCUCAAGCACCGCAAGUCCUUCUCGCUUUACGGCUGCUACCUGAACUUGGUGCAUUUCCCCGGGCGCGACCUGUGCAUCGUGGUGGCGCGCUCGCCCUCGGACAAGCUGGUGCUGCAGACGCGCACGGACGAGGAGCGCAUGGAGUGGGCCAGCGUCAUCUACUGCAGCAUCCGCAUGGUGUCGCAGGGCAUCACGUCGGGCCACAUCGAGAACCUGCAGCUGGAGCAAUCGCGGCUGCCGUCCAAGCAGACGUCGUCCGACCUGAAAGGCAGCUUCAAGGACUCCGACCAACUCGAAUUCUAAGUCAACCACGACAACGUGUAGCGGCACUGAUCAUGAAC
Messenger RNA from Phytophthora sojae, 2279 nucleotides. RefSeq names its product pleckstrin-like domain-containing protein. The transcript has a single exon. The record is from RefSeq and is a predicted model, not a curated record. Bases 1 to 2241 code for a protein of 746 amino acids. Gene Ontology annotation, biological process: regulation of cell differentiation. Gene Ontology annotation, cellular component: membrane. NCBI's taxonomy places the organism in Eukaryota, Oomycota, Peronosporomycetes, Peronosporales, Peronosporaceae.